AUGGAAGAUGAUAGGCGCCAGCCUACCAUCGAUAAACCGUCCAUCACCAAAGUGACUCGGAAGAAGUUUGCAAAGCCGCCGGUGAAGGUCGCCUGUCUCUCUUGUCGAGCAUCAAGAAUCAGAUGCGAUGGAAAGGAUCCAUGCUCCUGCUGCGCCCUCAAGGGGAAAGAAUGCUCCUAUUUACCAAGCAAACGAGGAGGCCCUCGGAAGAAGAGGGUAGAACCUCCCUCGUCGGUAGGCGAUGCCAUGCAGAGCAGGCUCUGGGCUACAGUCCAUCCGAUUCCUCGAAUAGACGAAGAAAUAUUCACCCAGGUAGACGACCUCGCCGUUCCUGGAGCCGGUCUAAAACACCUUGACUUCCCGGUCGACGUGCAGUCCAUGUUUGAAGGUCUCUUCGUGCCUCCUCAGCAACAGGCUCCGGCCCAUCCCACAGCUGCUCACCCUCCGGUUCCAGCCCCCGAGCCGCCAAGGGUAAGAUUAUACGGAAGCGAACAAGAUAUAUUGAAUGCUUAUUAUAUUUAUAUUCACUAUUACUUCCCAAUCUUCCCCCCACCUCAUGUACCAAUCACGGUUGACCGUCCCCUGAAUACACCAACCAAGGCCCCAGUCACCCCUACAUCAGAUCCUGUGCUUCCCUACAGGCCAAAGUCCCCCGUCACUCUGGCUAUCUCUGCAGUUCUAGCAUUGAUACCUCACCAGCGAGACCCAAACUCCUUCUCGCCGGAAUCUGUGCUCCUUCGAAGGGCUUACGCACAUGCUUUUGCCCGAGAGGCCGUUGCCAGCAUCGAAGCAGAGUCAGACCUUCAAGAGUCCGGAACCAGCCCGUCAGAGGCACUCGCUCAUAAUUCAACCGUUCCAGCCCGACUGAUGGUUCACCCACUGACCCCGAUAGACCUGGAAGGUAUCCUUGCCCUUCUUGUUUUAAGUAUAUACGAGUAUACUCAAAGGGGAAACUUGAUCAAAAUGCGACAUAGAGCGGGCCAAGCGUAUAUUAUGGCGAUGAAUCUCUCACUUCAUGCGAUCACGCGUGAUGAUAGCCCCUUCGCCGAGGCUAGGAGAAGGGCUUGGUGGAUGACUUUUUAUUGCGUCUGUCAGGGCUCCAUUGUGGGCACAGUGAUUCUAGAGUACUUCUACCCCCAUUACCCUAUGACACUUCUCGAAGAACAGUUCGAGCUAAUUCUCUAUUGCUCUCAGGCAUGGUCUAUUUUAAUUCAAGCACAGCAGGCGCUGGUCGCCGCCACUCAGUACAUCAUUGAUUUUAACCAAGCAUUAAGGGCAAAGACAAACCUGGCCGUCAUUUUUGAAAGAAUGGGUAAACUCACCGCUUGGACUUCGUCUAUACUGGCCCAAGCAGAUGCACCACUCCAAGACUCCGGGGUUCCGGCUUCUCAGGAUAUAGAGAGCGUCACAGCCCAAAGUAUUCGAUACAUUUCCCGGAUUAAACUGUGCAGUGCACGAAUCAAGACGCACAGAUUCCGCGCUUUUCUCGACAUACCGAUAUUCAUCAAGAAACACUGUGAUUUGACUUGCGCAAGCAUAGGCAGUCCAAGCAUGGAGAGCACCUCAAGCGUACCAGAAUUCCAAGAUAUAAGGCCUCUGGUAUGCUGUACCAAUAACUUCAACCAACUUCAAGGAGCCCCUCCAAUCAACCAGCUAGAGAGCCCCAUCUCAUCCAGCUCGCCCAUAUCCGACACGUCUGGCUCCCAAUGGAUACCCGAGGAUUCAUUUCCCUUUUCGAAUUAUACCUCAACUAGCAUAUGUCUGGAGGCCGCCCUUUCUAUUGCGCAGAUGUUCGACAGCCUGCCGUAUCCCAGACCAACAUACGACAAAGAGUAUUCUUCGUUGGAGUUUCCGUCAAUUGUCCCUCGAACAAUGCCGUCGUUUGCCUGUUGCGCCAUGCAGAGCAGUUACGCAAUGCUCAUGCUCUAUUAUAAAUCCCGUGCAAUCACUCCAGGGACUGUUGACAGCCCACUGAGCGACAUAGACCAGCUUAGUGAGGAACUACAGCAUGGGCUCGAGUGCGUUAUCGGUGCUGUACGAAAUUACUCUAUGGCAUUUGAAGCACUAGGUGGAAUGAGAGAUGAAAUCGAAGGAGCAUUUCUCACGGCGUUUCCUCAAGAAUAA
Microsporum canis CBS 113480 is the source of this 2124-nucleotide messenger RNA. Its product is annotated as C6 zinc finger domain-containing protein. Gene Ontology annotation, biological process: regulation of DNA-templated transcription. The transcript has 9 exons. The record is from RefSeq and is a predicted model, not a curated record. NCBI's taxonomy places the organism in Eukaryota, Fungi, Ascomycota, Eurotiomycetes, Onygenales, Arthrodermataceae. The coding region runs from base 1 to 2124 and encodes 707 amino acids. Gene Ontology annotation, molecular function: DNA-binding transcription factor activity, RNA polymerase II-specific; zinc ion binding.